GAGCGUCCUUGGCAACCGGACUCAGAAAUACAAUAAUUUCGGUGAGGUUAAUUUGUAGCAACAAAUCGUAAUUUUGAGUAAAUAAAUAAAUCCACAAACCGACCCCAAACUGAUCAGCUAAUAAACUGGUAGACAUCUAGACUUUAUCAGAAAAAAUAUAAACAAAUUUAACGAUGGGUGGGGAUUACUAUGUCUCUUUGGAAAUAAACAGAAAUGCGACCGACGCAGACAUCAAAAAGGCGUACCGAAGACUUGCACUGAAGUACCACCCUGACAAAAACAAUGAUUCCGGUGCCUAUGAGAAAUUCAGUGAGAUCGCGGAGGCUUACGAUGUUUUAAGUGACCGUACGAAGAAGGCAACUUAUGACAAGUUUGGCGAAGAGGGCUUGAAAAGAGGUAUCCCAUCCGAUCUCGGUGUAAAUGGGGCUUGGACUGAAGGUUACACAUUCCAUGGGAACCCGGAGAAAAUUUUCAGGAGCUUUUUUGGGGGAGACAACCCAUUUGCAGACUUUUACGCGGAGGACGGCAGUGAUAUCGACGUGGGGUUCGGAGGUCUGUGUGGGCGAGGCGUGCGGAAGCAGGACGCGCCCAUUGAGAGAGACCUACACCUGGCCCUAGAGGACCUGUUUCACGGGUGCACCAAAAAGAUGAAAAUAUCUCGGCGAGUAAGUCGUGCGUUUGGACGUAAAGAAAAGUGUGGCACUUUCAGAUUUGUUUCAGUCUGCUUUUUCUCUUCUGACCAGGUUAUGAACGAGGAUGGAUACACAUCAAGCAUCAAGGACAAGAUUCUAAGUAUUAACAUUAAACCAGGCUGGAGAGAGGGCACAAGGAUAAUAUUUGAAAAAGAGGGUGACCAGGGACCCAACUGUAUCCCAGCUGACAUCGUAUUUGUUGUGCAACAGAAGAACCAUCCAAGGUUCUCCAGACAAGAACAUAACCUGAUUUACACUUAUGACAUUGACCUGGAGAAGGCCCUGACCGGCUUCUCCAUGGAGAUAGAGACGCUAGACGGCAGACUACUUAACAUUCCCGUGAAUGACAUAGUGCAUCCCAACUACACCAAGGUGGUGCCUGGAGAAGGAAUGCCUCAGUCAGCUGACCCCAGGCGCAGGGGAGACCUCAUCAUCAAGUUCCAUGUCAAGUUCCCAGAAAAGCUCUCACUCCAAGGGAAAAAACUGAUCAAGCAAGCCCUAACCCUCUGAAGGUGCAAGUCAACUGUGCAUAAAGUCUGGUUCACACUCCUUGUCUGCAUAUCAUUGCAGUCCACACACCAAGCAUACAGACCUUUUGAUGGCCACUGAAGUUUCUUGUACAAAAAUUGAACAGACGUUAAGAUACCAAGUGGGAGUACAGAAAUACGGGACAAGUCACAUUUUCAUUGAUCAAGGCAUUUUACAUUUCAGUAUGGGAUUCUCAAUACACAGGACGAGUGGCAGCUCUACCUACAGGGUUCUGGUGGAAUACUAACUGGUACCAUGGUCCGGUCCAAAACACAAGAAGCCAGCAGAUUCCACCUACUUCAAAUGCAAUUCCUUGCUCUCAACACCAACAUGCAAUAAGUCUGCAAGACCAAAAAUUGACAGUUUGCAUGUACAAUUUCAGCUGACAAACCGUAACAUUUGGGCAAGUGGAGCAUGAACUGUAAGGGUUAAAACCUCAAUUGCCACAUCAUUGUACUACCAUUCCAUAACUGCAUGGUAAACUCACUGAACCACUAAGACACUCUUUUUGCAAUAAACUUGGGCAAACAAGA
Molecule: messenger RNA, 1753 nt
Organism: Brienomyrus brachyistius
Lineage: Eukaryota; Metazoa; Chordata; Actinopteri; Osteoglossiformes; Mormyridae
Gene: dnajb13
Product: DnaJ heat shock protein family (Hsp40) member B13
Exons: 7
Coding region: 174-1202 (342 amino acids)
Cellular component (GO): cytosol
Molecular function (GO): protein-folding chaperone binding
Source: RefSeq, a predicted model, not a curated record